UGUGUAGCGGCCGCAGAGGGUGCCACUGUCUUAGGCGAGGUCGGGCCUCCCAGCGCGGAAGAACCGCCCCCAGCAGCAGCACCAUCACCGCUUAGCAAAGAAUUCCAGGCCUGGCCCGGGACGGCAGCCGCACCAUGGAUUCCUCCAGUUCAUCUAACUCUUUUUUCUCCGGCGGCUCCACCAGUCCCGGCGCUGUCAUGCUCCUCUACUCGAAGGAGCUCAAAAAGUGGGAUGAGUUUGAAGAUAUUUUAGAGGAGAGGAGGCAUGUCAGUGACUUGAAAUUUGCAAUGAAAUGCUACACACCUCUUGUCUAUAAGGGAAUUACUCCUUGCAAGCCAAGUGAUAUUAAAAGUAGUGUUCUCAAUUCUGAAGAGGUCCGUUAUGUCAUUAAACAGCUUUCCAAGGAAUCCCUUCAGUCGGCCGAUGUCCUCCGAGAGGAAGUUUGUGAGAUCUUGGAUGAGAUGAGCCACAAACUGCGGCUGGGAGCCAUCCGGUUUUUCGCCUUUGCCCUGAGCAAAAUAUUUAAACAGAUUUUCUCCAAAGUGUGUGUAAAUGAAGAAGGUAUUCAGAAACUGCAACGAGCCAUCCAGGAGCAUCCGGUUGUUCUGCUCCCUAGUCAUCGAAGCUACAUUGACUUUCUGAUACUAUCUUUCCUCUUAUACAACUAUGAUUUACCUGUACCGGUCAUAGCAGCAGGAAUGGACUUCCUAGGAAUGAAAGUUAUCGGUGAGCUGCUGCGGAUGUCAGGGGCCUUUUUCAUGCGGCGCACCUUUGGCGGCAAUAAACUCUACUGGGCUGUGUUCUCCGAAUAUGUAAAAACGAUGUUACGGAAUGGUUAUGCUCCUGUUGAAUUUUUCCUCGAAGGGACAAGAAGUCGCUCUGCCAAGACAUUGACUCCUAAAUUUGGUCUUCUGAAUAUUGUGAUGGAACCAUUUUUUAAAAGAGAGGUUUUUGAUACCUACUUUGUUCCAAUUAGCAUCAGUUAUGAUAAGAUAUUAGAAGAAACUCUUUAUGUAUAUGAACUUCUAGGAGUUCCUAAGCCAAAAGAAUCUACAACGGGAUUGUUGAAAGCCAGGAGGAUUCUCUCUGAAAAUUUUGGAAACAUCCAUGUAUACUUUGGAGACCCCGUGUCCCUUCGAUCUCUGGCAGCUGGGAGGAUGAGCCGGAGCCCAUAUAACUUGGUUCCAAGAUAUAUUCCUCAGAAACAGUCAGAGGACAUGCAUGCCUUUGUCUCUGAGGUUGCCUACAAAAUGCAGCUUCUGCAAAUUCAAAAUUUGGUUCUGAGCCCGUGGACCCUAACAGUUGCUGUUCUGCUUCAGAACCGGCCAUCCAUGGACUUUGACGCUCUGGUGGAAAAGACUUUGUGGCUGAAAGGCUUAGCCCAGGCCUUCGGGGGCUUUCUCACUUGGCCCGAUAAUGAACCUGCUGAAGAAGUUAUCCAGUCCAACAUUCUUCUGCAUUCCAACAUCGCCAGCCUCGUCAAAGACAAGGUGGUUCUGAAAACGGACUCCGGAGACUCAGAAGUGGUCGAUGGACUUAUUUUCCAGCACAUCACUCUCCUCAUGUGCUCGACGUACAAGAACCAGUUGCUGAACGUUUUUGUUCGUCCCUCCUUAGUAGCUAUGGCUUUGCAGAUGACUCCUGGGUUCAGGAAAGAGGAUGUCUACAGUUGCUUUCGCUUCCUACUCAAUGUUUUUUCAGAUGAGUUCAUCUUUCUUCCCGGAAACGCACUAAAGGACUUUGAAGAGGGCUGUUACCUGCUUUGUAAAAGUGAGACCAUACAAGUGACAACAAGGGACAUCCUAGUUACGCCGAAAGGAAAUACUGUGCUAGAAUUUUUAAUAGGACUCUUUAAACCUUUUGUGGAAUGUUAUCAGAUAAUCUGCAAAUACCUCUUGCAUGAAGAAGAAGACCACUUCACUGAGAAACAGUACUUGGCUGCAGUUAGAAAAUUCACAGGUCGUCUUCUCGAUCAAGGUGCCUCGCAGUGUUAUGACGUGUUAUCUUCCGAUGUACAGAAAAAUGCCUUAGCAGCUUUUGUGAGGCUCGGGGUGGUAGAGAAGAAGAAGGUAAAUAAUGACUAUAUAUUUAAUGUGAAUGAACCUGCCACAGCAAAAUUAGAAGAAAUGCUUGGUUGUAAGACACCAGUAGGAAAACCAGUGACUGCAAAACUUUAAUAAUUGCCAAAGAGUUAUGGAAAAUUUGGUCACAGAAUUACUGUCAUCCAAGGACUCUUCAACAAACAGGGAAGUAAAGGAAGAGACCCAUCUUCUCGUACUUCGUAAGACUUUGAGAAGUGUGGGCUCACUAGAGAGGAAGAGAUAGGUGAUCAAUGUAAGCAAUCAGUGUCGUCUUCUCCGCCACAAUGGUUAAAAAGGCAUUUGUAUCCAACUCUGUGUGUGUUUUAAAAUAAAACAGUCUUUUGGAAACAUG
Molecule: messenger RNA, 2433 nt
Organism: Equus caballus (horse)
Lineage: Eukaryota; Metazoa; Chordata; Mammalia; Perissodactyla; Equidae
Gene: GNPAT
Product: glyceronephosphate O-acyltransferase
Biological process (GO): triglyceride biosynthetic process; fatty acid metabolic process; phospholipid biosynthetic process
Cellular component (GO): peroxisomal membrane; mitochondrial membrane; peroxisome
Molecular function (GO): glycerol-3-phosphate O-acyltransferase activity; glycerone-phosphate O-acyltransferase activity
Source: RefSeq, a predicted model, not a curated record